Gadus chalcogrammus (walleye pollock) is the source of this 2974-nucleotide messenger RNA. It is a transcript of the gene ergic1, whose product is annotated as endoplasmic reticulum-golgi intermediate compartment 1. Bases 134 to 1006 code for a protein of 290 amino acids. Lineage: Eukaryota; Metazoa; Chordata; Actinopteri; Gadiformes; Gadidae. The record is from RefSeq and is a predicted model, not a curated record. Gene Ontology annotation, cellular component: endoplasmic reticulum membrane; COPII-coated ER to Golgi transport vesicle; endoplasmic reticulum. The transcript has 10 exons. Gene Ontology annotation, biological process: endoplasmic reticulum to Golgi vesicle-mediated transport; retrograde vesicle-mediated transport, Golgi to endoplasmic reticulum.
CAAUCAGAUUUUGCAAAGCGUCCUAAGCCGACGUCAACCCGGUAACGGUGAAGAGAACCGGUGGAAUUGGGAAGAGAUCCGUGUGUACCGCUAACUAUAUUUCGCAGUCUCCUCUCUCAAUCUCAAAUACAUCAUGCCUUUCGAUGUUAGGAGGUUUGAUGUUUAUAGGAAAGUACCAAAAGACCUCACCCAACCCACCUAUACAGGAGCUUGCAUAUCCAUCCUCUGCUGUGUGUUCAUGCUCUUCCUCUUCUUGUCGGAACUGACGGGCUUCAUAGCCACUGAAAUUGUCAAUGAGCUGUACGUGGACGACCCCGACAAAAACAGUGGUGGGAAGAUAGAUGUGAGUUUAAACGUCAGUUUGCCAAACUUACACUGUGAUUUGGUGGGGCUUGACAUUCAGGAUGAGAUGGGUCGGCAUGAAGUCGGCCUCAUAGACAACUCCAUGAAGAUCCCUCUGAACCAGGGCUACGGCUGUCGCUUCGAGGGGGAGUUCACAAUCAACAAAGUACCAGGUAACUUCCAUGUGUCCACGCACAGUGCCACAGCGCAGCCCCAGAGUCCUGACAUGACCCACACCAUCCACAAGCUGGCCUUCGGGGAAAAGCUACAGGUAUUAAGGGUGCAGGGUGCCUUCAAUGCCCUAGGAGGAGCUGACCGCCUCGGCUCGAACCCUCUGGCCUCACAUGACUACAUACUGAAGAUCGUUCCCACAGUGUAUGAAGACCUCUCUGGCAGGAAGAGAUACUCGUACCAGUACACGGUAGCUAACAAGGAGUACGUAGCCUACAGCCACACCGGCCGGAUCAUCCCGGCCAUCUGGUUCCGAUACGACCUGAGUCCCAUCACAGUGAAGUACACGGAGCGGAGACAGCCCUUGUAUCGCUUCAUCACCACCAUCUGUGCAAUCAUCGGAGGGACGUUCACCGUGGCCGGCAUCAUUGACUCUUGCAUAUUCACCGCCUCGGAGGCCAUGAAGAAGGUCCAGAUAGGGAAGAUGUCCUGAGGUCAAAAGUCAUCCCACCACCAUCACCGCCACCACCUCCCUGCCCCAGCCUCGACGGUCAUCUUAUUAAUAAUGAUCUCGGUGAUUUAUUCGAUGGCUGCUCGAAUAGGAAAAACUAAAAAGGAAUCAAUCGCCUUGUUGAGAGAAAUAGCUGAGUGACCAAUGAAUGAAUGAAUGGCUUGGGUAUCCAUGUAGUGAUCCGUUAAACGCUGCACUUUGUCUUCCUUCCCCCCCUGUCCCCAAACCCGUGUAUUUUUGCUAUUGGACGCAUUCAUCGAUACAAAGUAUUGAUCCUGUCCGCAAAUAAUGGUCAACUGAAGGAUAUUUCUCUUUUUUCUACGAUGGUUGCUAGAUUUGAAUCCCGGAUGCCAUAGACUAAACUGGUCAUGAAAGAAGACGAAUGUAUUCCAUUGUUCCUGAUACUGAUUUGCAUGCCAUUGAAUUCGUAAUGUAAAGGUUCUUCCAUCCACGUUCUCAGCAGCUAUACCAGUCAUGGGCAUUUAAGCAUGUUGUGCUUUGUGUUCAUAUGUGGGAGUGGCUGUCACUUAAACCAGUUCAUUGUAUUACAUUUCUAUUUUAGUUACAAAUAUCAGAUUUUCUGGAUCCGCCCCUGGUUAAAUUUUUAUGAAGUUGAUUUUGUUGGGUUUCAUUUACUUUCAGCUGUCCAUUUACCAUUAUAAGAUAUAGGAUAAAAGUUUACUCGUUUUAGUUUUUGCCAUAAUCCAGUCCACUUAGAUGCGUUUCUUUUAGGACACUUUUUUUAAAGUCUGCUUUCAAAUGUACAUUUUGGUUACAGGGUUUACCAGGCAUGGUCAGUUAUUCUUAGGAUUGAAUGUGUUGCAUCCUUUUCUGUGCUUUUUUUUUGGUCUUGGCUUCCUUCUGCGGCAACUGACAAAAAACACUACUUCUAAACUAGUUUUCCUACUUCUUGUACAAUUUGUGUUGUUUUUUUUGUUCAGAAUGUCAGGGGAAUACUACCUGGUGACACAGUAAAGGUUACCUUUGAAACCGCUGCGUCUCGGUCACUUCCCUUGUGAGUCGCUCCUUGUGUUCAUCACUUGGGUUUAGGGGCCCAGGUAACGUGAUGUGGUAGGUAGACAGAGAUUGAUUACUGCUGUAAACAAUUGUCCUCUUUUCUUCUGCUAAAAAUAUGGUCUUUUCUUACACUCGUGGAAAGGAUAUUCCACGAGUUCCAGCAUUCAAAGAUACAAAAUACUAAUGUGUCUUUUCAUAAUAACUAGUAUUUGAACAAAUACUUUAUUAACUACUUAGCUUUGAGCAGAAAACAGCUCUGUAUUUGGGAAGAAAUAGCACUGCAGCCAAUUCAUUCAGGGGUUUCUCCUCAGACUAUAACAUGCGAAUGCAUUACAGACUACACCAUAGAACAUAUAGCAUGCACCUUUUUAUGUAUUCCUUUUAAAAUGAGGUCAAAAAACGUAAUGUAACCUCAAGCUUAUCGUAGAAAGUGCUUUACAGAACUAGAGUCAAGUCCAAGUUGGUGCAGCACUCUAAUAAUGGGAACGAAUUUAACAUGUUAUGGGACAACAAAGUGAGAAUCUAAUGCAAAAUAUGUCAUGUUGUUUAAUUUCUUCCCAUUAAGGGCACAUUUUGUACAAAAUGAAACACGGAUGAAUACUCUGUAUAUAAAAGUUAAAAAAUAUAACUGGGUGAAUAUAUAAUACUUUGGGUUGUUUUUAACAUAGUGUCGCCACCCAGUGGCUGGCACAGAAACUUAAGGCACACAGUCAGUCAAUUUUCUGUCGGCAGCACAGGCAGGGAUAAGAGUGCAUUGAGAUGAGCUUUGGCUAUACUGGAGAGGUCAAGGUCGAGAUAUGGACCCUAGAACACCAUUCUAAUGGGUGAUUUCACAUUAUCCUCCAUGAAAAAAGGGAGAACUAGAUCGAAGUUAAUACUUUCAUUUUAAACACGACCCCUAGUGGUCCACACUGGCAGUGAUUUACAUUUCUU